Molecule: messenger RNA, 546 nt
Organism: Encephalitozoon intestinalis ATCC 50506
Lineage: Eukaryota; Fungi; Microsporidia; Unikaryonidae
Exons: 1
Coding region: 1-546 (181 amino acids)
Source: RefSeq, a predicted model, not a curated record
AUGAACAACAAUGAAGCCUUGGUUGGAGAGUUUGUAAGGAUGUUGAUAGAAAAUCAUAGGAAGUCUGUUCCAACAAGGAAGCAGAGUGUUCGAGCACAGCUUAAAGUUGGAAUAAAGGAGGUGAUAGUCCUCAUAGAGGCCUCCAAAGAAUAUUUGAGAAAGUUGGGUCUUGAGCUCGUUGGGAUUAGCAAAGUAGAGAUUGUUGAUCCUAUGGAUGCAGAGAAGUAUUUCAUUAGAAGACUGGAGCCUUCAAAUGAUGUAGAUCCACAUCCGACCGAGGAAUUUCGAAGACUAAUUCUAGUGCUAACUUUUGUUGUACUAGAACAGAAGUCAGUCGAGAUAUCUAGACUAUGGUUUCUUCUGCAAAAGACAGAAGUUUUUGAGAGCGAAGAUGACUUUUCCGAGUUUCUGAGAUGGGCAAAGGGCCAAGGGUAUCUCUUUGCAGUCCGAGACGAGGAAAGACUUGUCAUUACCCUAGGAUGGAGAUACUAUUGCGACUUCCACCGAUUUGAUCCAAAAGAAUACUUCCGGAACAAUAGCUAUUGA